Molecule: messenger RNA, 2524 nt
Organism: Oncorhynchus mykiss (rainbow trout)
Lineage: Eukaryota; Metazoa; Chordata; Actinopteri; Salmoniformes; Salmonidae
Product: nucleotide sugar transporter SLC35D2
Source: RefSeq, a predicted model, not a curated record
UAUGUAAUUCCCUUCGCAAAUUUCAGCCUGUUUGAACGGUCCCGGCCCACUCUAAUUAACGUCCUCCCCUUUUACCAAAUGAUCGCGACAAAGCCUAAGUGAAAGCAACCGAGAUCAUUAUAUAUUUUUUGCGAUAACAACUAUUCUUGAACUAAUGUCUGCCAUGUCUACCUCAGCUAAUUUUCCAGAACCCGAACAUUCCGGACUGUUAAAGUUUUUAUCUGCUGCGUUCUACGCUGUCAGUUCUUUUUUGAUCAUUGUUGUGAACAAAACGAUUCUCACAAACUACAGAUUUCCCUCCUACAUGUUUCUAGGAAUUGGCCAGAUGACUACUACAAUCCUCAUUCUCUAUUUUGCUAAAAUGAACCAAACAGUUCACUUCCAAGACUUUGACAGAAGUGUUCUCAUCAAAAUCUUCCCCCUACCUUUGCUGUAUGUUGGAAACCACAUAACAGGACUGGCUAGUACAAAGAAGUUAAGCUUACCCAUGUUCACGGUAUUAAGGAAGUUCACCAUAUUGAUGACAAUGAUCAUGGAAGCAAGGCUAUUGAGAAAAACAUUCCCUAAUCGUCUUAUCUACAGUGUUCUGGCCAUCAUUUUUGGAGCUUUGGUGGCUGCCAGCUCUGACUUGGCCUUUGAUGCAGAGGGCUACACGUUCAUUCUGCUUAAUGAUGUCUUCACUGCUGCCAGUGGUGUGUACACCAAGAAGAAGCUUGGAACUGAGGGUCUUGGAAAAUAUGGGAUCUUAUUUUACAAUGCAUUCAUCAUCGUCAUCCCAACUCUUCUGGCAAGUGCAUUUACUGGGGAUUUAGACAAGGCCAUCACAUAUGAACACUGGUUGAAUGCCCCCUUUGUUUCCUGCUUCCUUAUUUCCUGCCUCAUGGGGUUUGUGCUGAUGUAUUCCAUAGUGCUGUGUAGCCACUACAACUCUGCACUGACCACCACGGUGGUGGGAGCAAUUAAGAACGUUGCUGUGGCCUACAUCGGCAUGUUUUUAGGUGGAGACUACCUGUUUUCAUGGACCAACUUCCUGGGGUUAAAUAUUUGUAUAUCAGGGGGACUUGUGUAUUCCUACCUGACGUUCCACAGCAGCAGCAAACCAUCCCAAAGCGAUGAAAGCGGAAUAAAGGGAAACCAGGACCAGCUGAUCAUUCCCAUGAUGGAAGAUUCCAUAGACAGACUCCCUGUGAAAUAAGUGAAUAAACCUGUGAUGAACCAGGUGAGACAUGAUGCCGUAGUCUUUUUCUGUACUGUAAGCAGUAAACACUGCCUUUGGUAUCGGCUCCAUAGUGGAGCAAAAGUUAUAACAUUUUGUAGACUUAAAUGAUCAUUAUGUUAAAUUAUAAUCAUAUUUUUGACCAAUGUUCAUUAUUUUGUGUUGCAAGUUGAAACCUGCAAUUCAAUUGUCUUGUCAAGGGUUUAGCUAAUCUAUAGGUGUUAUUACACAUGUAAAUAGCAAUACUAUAUGUAUUAUUACACAUGUAAAUAGCAAUACUAUAUGUAUUAUUGCACAUGCAAAUAGCAAUACUAUAUGUAUUAUUACACAUGCAAAUAACAAUACUAUAUGUAUUAUUACACAUGCAAAUAACAAUACUAUAUGUAUUAUUACACAUGUAAAUAGCAAUACUAUAUGUAUUAUUGCACAUGCAAAUAGCAAUACUAUAUGUAUUAUUACACAUGCAAAUAGCAAUACUAUAUGUAUUAUUACACAUGUAAAUAGCAAUAGUAUAUGUAUUAUUGCACAUGCAAAUAGCAAUACUAUAUGUAUUAUUACACAUAUAAAUAGCAAUACUAUAUGUAUUAUUACACAUGUAAAUAGCAAUGACCACUAGUAGUUACUAACCACCUCUUGAAACCAAUGUGUGUGACUGAAAGACAUACUGUAGUGUAGUGUAUAGAGCUGUAUGUUCAAUGAGAACUAAACUAUAGUUUAGUGAUGCAGCUCUUAACAAUCAAUGAACCUAACUAUAAACGUGAAGAAAUGAAACUAGCUCCUAGACCAUGAUCAAUGAUGGUGUUUAUUGAAGACCAACUAGUACCAACAGUGGACUGCCUAUAAAGAGAAUCUCGGCUUUAAACACCAACAAUGUCAUCUCCACAGAGCAAGUCAGAACAUUUCCUAUCAAGGCCUAAAACACACCAAUUCUGACUAUGGUCUGUUUAACACAGUGGGAGAGAAAGUGAAUUUCACAAUCAUCUACACAUGAACUUCAAGCUCUUGUACUGUAGAUUGUGUGCAGUCAUUUUUCUCCUUCUCUUUCUCUAACAAACAAGUUAGGGAAUAUAUUAACUGACGAAACAUUUUGAAACCAAAUAAUAAACAAUGAGUUAGAAAAACAAGAUAUAUACAUUAUACUUGGGUAUAAUAACACAUAAUUUGGUGCUUUGACUGUUGUCCAGAUUAGCCUGUACUCCAUCAAAAGAUGUAUAGGACACGUUAUCUCACUGGACAGUGUGGUCCACUCAACGUCUACUUUUAAUUACAUUUGUUUGAAUUGUAAAGUAAAGUGAAUUCAAUGUGAAA